This is a messenger RNA of Ananas comosus (pineapple), 1825 nucleotides long. RefSeq lists its product as uncharacterized. NCBI's taxonomy places the organism in Eukaryota, Viridiplantae, Streptophyta, Magnoliopsida, Poales, Bromeliaceae. The coding region runs from base 28 to 1587 and encodes 519 amino acids. The record is from RefSeq and is a predicted model, not a curated record. The transcript is spliced from 12 exons.
UCUCCCUCUCUCUCUCUCGCUCUCGCCAUGGCUCCUCCCAUUUUCGCCCUCGCCCCUUCUCAUCUCUCCUCCUCUCCUCCUCCCCUACCCCACCAUCUCCUCCGCGCCACCGUCGGAACCCUAGCCGAGUCCGCCGCUGAGCGCCGCGGCGGCGGCGGCGGCGGCGGCGGAGGAGGAAACCCCGUCCACCUCCCCCCGCCCAUCGAGUCCCUCCGCCGCGGCGACUGGGUCAAGCUCAUCUGCGGCGCCAGCUUCGAGGUUACAGUGCCUAAAACCCUAGUUUCCCUGACCCCCAAACCCCCAAUCCCCGAUCAAAAUCGCGUCUCUGGCGAUGCCCUAGAAAGAAUUCGCCAUUCUCCUCCUCACCUCGUUGGCUUGUUCGUUCCCUUUCCAGGAUGCGGCGGAUGUGAGGAAUCUUUCCCUCGUCUACACUCUCGCCGGAGGUUUGAAACUUUUGCAAUGAUAUCAGUGGAUUGCAUUGAUUGCGCGGCCGAUGAGUCUGUGGUUAAUGCUGUGAAUGAGGGGAUCAAUGUGGCGUUGUCGAUAGCAAGGGUUCGGAGGCCGUGGGUGAUGAUUAGCGUCAAUGAUGAUCGAGAAGACCUCCACUUCCGUAAAGCUGAAUUCGAUCCUGAGGAUUGCCCGGGCGAUUGUUUGAGGCCGUGUGAAAAGGUCUGCCCUGCUGAUGCAAUAUUACUAGAGAGUUCGUCAAAGGGGAACAAGUCUCUACAAAGUGAUUCCUCAUGUGAUAAAAUUAAGAGCGGAGUGAUAACAGAACGAUGCUACGGGUGUGGUCGGUGCUUGUCCAUUUGUCCUUAUGACAAAAUAAGAGCUGUGACUUAUGUUAGGGAUCCUUCUUUGACAUCUCAUCUUUUAAGUAGAGAUGAUGUGGAUGCGAUAGAAAUACAUACGAGUGGGAGGGGCACUGAUUUGUUCAGUGAUUUAUGGAGUAGCUUGGGUGAUUCACUUGACCAUGUGAAAUUAAUUGCAGUUAGUUUGCCUGAUGUUGGUCCAUCAACAGUUGCUGUGAUGAAUGCUAUAUGCUCAAUUAUGGAGUCUCACCCUUGUAGGUACAAUCUGUGGCAGUUAGAUGGCCGGCCAAUGAGCGGCGACAUCGGUCGAGGUGCGACAAGAGAAGCGAUUGCUUUUGCAGUUCGUUUGGCUUCUACACAGGAUAAGCCUCAUGGGUUUUAUCAGGUGGCUGGUGGGACCAACUCUCACACUAUAGAUUGCCUAAAGAAAGUGGGUCUGUUCCAAGCAGUGAACUUUCCUGAACGAUCUUCGGAGACGAGUGGUGCAGCCAAAUUGGAUGGUUCUAAGCAAGCUUUGAUUGGCGGGAUAGCCUACGGUGGUUAUGCUCGAAAGCAAAUUGACACUUCGAAAAAUUUACUGUUGUCGAAAGCUGAAAUGUACUUUACGACCCGCGAACAUAAGCUCCAAUCCAAGAUCGUAGGAAGGGUUCUUCGCAAGAUUCCGACACAACAUGGCCACGCGCGCAUCGAGGAUCACCUGGAGUUCCUUUUGGAGGCUCUGAAAGAAGCCUCCUCAUUGUUGGGGCCUGUUAAGUGCUACGACGAAUAUCUGACCUGAGAGCCAUUUUUGUCUGAUGUUCUUUGAGGACUUUUUUAUAAAAUGAUUCUCCAAAAAUUUGCAAUUUGUAAAAUGAUUUUGUCAAAAUUUUAUUUGGAAAAGUAACCCUCCUUUCGCCAUGCGGGCGUUACGUUAGAAUUUUCUUCUAGUAAGGCUGUGAACGAUUAACCGACUUUGUAAUAUAUAUUGUGAAAGCAAUGAAUGGUUCAUCACCGCCUUUAGUGCAAAUUUUCGAAAA